Messenger RNA from Myiozetetes cayanensis, 3021 nucleotides. It is a transcript of the gene GTF3C2, whose product is annotated as general transcription factor IIIC subunit 2. Gene Ontology annotation, molecular function: protein binding. Lineage: Eukaryota; Metazoa; Chordata; Aves; Passeriformes; Tyrannidae. Gene Ontology annotation, biological process: transcription by RNA polymerase III. The record is from RefSeq and is a predicted model, not a curated record. Gene Ontology annotation, cellular component: transcription factor TFIIIC complex.
UUCGGUGCUGGCGGCGCGGCCCCUCAGCGGGGCGGCGGCUCCGGGAGCCCCUGAUGGCGUCAAGCGCCGCCCGCGGGCCGCGCUGCCGGGAGCGGAGCCGCCGAGGGCGGCUGCGACGGGCAUUGAGCUCCGCCGGGCGCAGCCGGAGCCGUAGUGGGGAGCGGGAGGGUGAACAGCGAGCGCUCCGGCAAGAGUCGCCGCCGGGAGAUCCGGACUGUGACGGUGGAGGAGAAGCUGCCAAAUCCCCGAAAAAACCCGUGCGGCCCCGAAUCAACCGCGAUGGGGCGGCGGAGGGGCGCGGCGAGACCUCUGCUAACGGGGCGGUGCCGUCCCCGGGGACUCCCGGGAAGCGCGGCGGGACAGGCAAGGCCGAGGUGCUGCUGCUGGAGCUGUCCCAGCCCCGGGAGCCCAUCCGGGUGCAGAAGAUGCUGGGGAGCAGCGAGGAGGGGGCCGGCCUGGAUACCCCCCAGGGCGGGCGGCCCAAGAGGAGGGCAGCCAAAGUGGCUCUGCUGUACCUGCAGGAGCUGGCGGCGGAGCUGAUGUCCGUGUGCCAGCCCUCUGCUCCCACUGAGGAGGCCCCAGAGCCAGAGCCCGAGCGCGUCCAGGGGAAGCGCCGGAGCCGGCGGAGGAAGGAGGAGGACACAGACAGCGACGACCCUGCCCGAGAUGCCGACUUCGUGCCCUCGCAGGAGGUGCUGCAGGCGGAGGAGGAGGAGGAGGAAGGCAGUGAUGUGAUGCUCAGUGAGGCAUCAGAGCCGGAGCUGGAGGCGUCCCGAGGGCACAGCGGGAGGACAGCGGCUGCAGGGAGAUCCAAGUCCCAGUACCGAGGCCUCGCUCCCAACGGCUUCCCCAACUCCAUCAUGGCCCCAGUGGAGAAGAGCUCCAGCCUCACCUGCAGCCUGCGGGAGCAGAAGCACUCGCACUGGGAGUUCCCAGACUGGAUCCCAGUGGCACACAGGUGGAUGUGUCUCUCUGACAGUGAGGCUGCCCCAUACCUGCCAGCAGAGGAGGAGUCUCCCCUCUUCUCCAUCCAGCGUGAGGGCAUUGAGGACGAUGGUGCCUUGUAUAGGAUAAACAGGUUCAGCUCCCUGCAGCCCCACCCAGAGCGCCUGGACAUCUCCUUCUUUGUGGGUGGCCCGGUGUGGGCGAUGGAGUGGUGUCCGACCCCCGAGGGCUCGGCAGCCCCACAGUACGUGGCCGUGUCCUGCCACAGGAGCAUGGAGGAGACGCACAGCGUGGCUGGGCUGCACACAGGCCCCACGCUCCUGCAGCUCUGGGACCUGGGUGCGCUGCAGCCAGAGCAGGGCUCUCCUGACAAAGCCAGGCUGGCCUACGCCAUCGCUGCUGACCACGGCUGUGUCUGGGACAUGAAGUUCUGCCCCAGCGGGGCCUGGGAGCCGCCCACCACGGCCCGGAUGCACCCGCAGAUGAGCCGGCUGGGCCUGCUGGCUGCCGCCUUCUCAGACGGCAGGGUGGUGGUGUACGCCCUGCCCCACCCCGGGGCCCUGCACCGCGCCAAGGCAACCCAGGUAAAAGAUGGGCCCCUCCACAAGCACCUUAUCUGCAAGGUGCAGUGCAUUGCCACGCUCCAGGUGGGCUCCAUCCGGGCAGGGAAUGCAUCUGAGUGUGGGCAGUGCUUCAGCCUCUCCUGGAUGCCCUCCAAGCCCCACCAUCACCUGGCAGCAGGGUUUUAUGACGGCACUGUGGCCAUCUGGAACCUGCUCACCAAGUCCCUGCUGCAGUGUGUGCACCAGCCCGAUGCCUCUGUCAAGCUUUACCCUUUCCAGUGCUUCCUGGCCCACGACCACGCGGUCCGGAGCAUCGAGUGGUGCAAGGCCAACAGCAACUUCCUGGUCACAGCAGGCAGUGACCGCAAGAUCAAGUUCUGGGACCUGCGGCGGCUCUACGAGCCCAUCAAUAGCAUCAAGCGGUUCCUGAGCACUGAGGUGGCCUGGCUGCUGCCCUACAACGGCAUCACUGUGGCCCAGGACAACUGCUAUGCCUCGUAUGGGCUCUGCGGGAUCCACUUCAUCGACGCCGGGUACCUGGGCUUCAAGGCUUAUUUCGUGGCCCCUCGCAAGGGCACUGUGUGGAGCGUCUCUGGCUCGGACUGGCUGAACACAGUGGCUGCGGGUGACAUCACCGGCGAGCUGGUGGCUGCGGUGCUGCCUGACCUGGCCAUCAGCCCCCUUAAUGUCAAGCGCUCCUUGGACCGCAGAUUUCCAGUGUACAAAGCCAACCUGCUACCCUGCAGCCCUACCGGGCCCAAGGGCACUGAGCAGGCGCUGCCCAGGACCCGGUGCUACAGCGAGAUGGUGGCCAGGAGCUACAUCCAAUUCCAGGACACAGACCUGCGCAGCUUUCAGAACUUCCUGAGCCGGGAGCCCAUGCGCAGGAUGCACACACAGGAGGUGAAGGCAGAGCUGAGCCUCGACCGCCUGCAGCUGGAGGCCCUGCACAAGGUGCGCUUCAGCCCCAACCUGGACUCGCAGGGCUCCUCCGGCGUGGACCACCGGCUGCUCCCAGAGUGCCAGGCCCGCUUCGCUUCCCUCUACAGGGAUGUGCCUGGCAGCCCCAGCCCCCCCGAGUGCUCCCCACUGCCAGUGGAGUAGGGGGGUUGGUCCCUUGUGGUGCUCACCCUAGGCAGGGCCUGGGGCCAGCUGUGCUGGCCAGGGACUGUGGCCCCUCUUGGGGCUGCCUUCCUGCUGGGCCCCUGCUGUGGGAGGGCCGGCUGCUCCCAGCUGCUCCUGGGAUCCUCCAGACACGUCUUCCGGACCCGGAAGGAUUUGUCUGCACUGUUUGGCCUGAGCUGGGUGGGGGUGGUGGGACUGCCGCAUGUACUGGGGUCGAGCUGUGGGUCUGACCCCACAGAAGUGCCCGUGGGCCCCACUGGCGUGGGGCUGUGCUUGCGCUCGCCUCUGGCCCCGCUCUGCUCCAAGGGGCAGGAAGCGGGCUGGGAGCUUUGGAAUUGCUCACAUUGAGCCUGUGUUCAGCUGUGCAGUAAAGGUGGUUGAUUUUGUA